AUGGCUCUGGGGCUGCAAGAAGCCCCUGAGCUGCAGCACAACAUGAAGCUGCAGCCGCCUCUAGAAGCCUCAGCUGCCCCAGCCUGCCCCAGCAGCGCAGCACAAAGCCGCAGGGCCCCAGGAAGCCCCAGCCACGCCAGCCCAAUCCCACUCGCAGUCACCCUCACCACCCUGCACUGGAGAAUAUUUGUGGCAUUUUCUGCAGUGGUCAUUGCCACAAAUAUUGCUGAAACUUCACUUACAAUUGAUGGCAUCUAUUAUGUAGUUGAUCCUGGUUUUGUAAAGCAGAAAGUAUACAACUCCAAGACAGGGAUUGACCAGCUGGUUGUGACACCAAUUUCUCAGGCCCAAGCUAAGCAACGAGCUGGAAGAGCUGGAAGAACAGGCCCUGGCAAGUGCUAUCGACUCUACACAGAGCGGGCCUACCGUGAUGAGAUGCUGACCACCAAUGUGCCUGAGAUUCAGAGGACUAACCUGGCCAGCACGGUAUUGUCUCUCAAGGCUAUGGGUAUCAAUGAUUUGCUGUCUUUUGAUUUUAUGGACGCCCCCCCAAUGGAAACUCUGAUCACUGCAAUGGAGCAACUGUAUACUCUGGGAGCUUUGGAUGAUGAAGGGCUGCUCACGCGACUGGGGCGCAGGAUGGCAGAGUUCCCACUGGAGCCUAUGCUUUGCAAGAUGCUCAUUAUGUCAGUGCACUUAGGUUGCAGCGAGGAAAUGCUCACCAUUGUCUCAAUGCUGUCUGUGCAAAAUGUUUUCUAUCGACCUAAGGACAAGCAAGCUCUUGCUGACCAGAAGAAAGCUAAGUUCCACCAAACUGAAGGAGACCACCUCACACUUUUGGCUGUUUACAACUCCUGGAAGAACAACAAGUUCUCCAAUCCCUGGUGCUAUGAAAAUUUCAUCCAAGCCCGCUCACUACGUCGAGCCCAGGAUAUUCGUAAGCAGAUGCUGGGAAUAAUGGAUAGGCACAAGUUAGAUGUGGUGUCUUGUGGAAAAGCAACAGUACGAGUCCAGAAAGCCAUAUGCAGUGGUUUCUUCCGGAAUGCAGCCAAGAAGGACCCACAAGAGGGCUACCGGACCUUGAUUGAUCAGCAGGUGGUCUAUAUCCAUCCCUCGAGUGCCCUCUUCAACCGCCAGCCUGAAUGGGUGGUGUACCAUGAGCUUGUGCUCACAACCAAGGAGUAUAUGCGAGAGGUUACCACCAUAGAUCCCCGCUGGCUUGUGGAGUUUGCCCCAGCCUUUUUCAAGGUUUCCGAUCCCACAAAGCUGAGCAAGCAGAAGAAGCAGCAGCGCCUGGAGCCACUUUACAAUCGCUAUGAGGAGCCCAAUGCCUGGAGGAUAUCACGGGCAUUCAGGCGUCGAUGAGCCUUCAUGCUUGUACAGCACAAACUGUUGGAUAUCUCUAUAUCACACACUCUGAUCUGGGGCAUAUUUGGCCAUGUACUGUCACUUUGGUGGUUAGGUCUCAAGGCAAGAGAUGGACGAGAGAAAUGCAGCGCUUGAAAGGCACUACCUUCAUCUGACUGAUAUCAUGGUUAAUUUCAGAGUUGCCACUUAUUGUAGACAGACAUUUUCCUUCUAUUUCUAUGCUGUCCAAGGAUCAAAAGUUAAUAAUAUCAAACUUUCUCGGUUAAUAAAUUAUUGUUUGAAUGUUAGUUUGUAGGCUUCUCACAUUGAAAACUAGCUGUGAUUUUGGUGGAAGUGAGAAGAAUCCCCACUCCUGCAUGUAAGGAAGCCAUAUUUCAGAGGGCGAUAAUACUGACUGCCUUUUUUUGAACCUCAGCAACCCAUUUGGGGGGUGGAGGGUGGUUGUUAUAAUGUAUACUAACCUAAAAAAAAUGUUAAUUGGCAUCCUAAUUAUUGCAUUAAAGCAAUAUUCCUGUAUUUUAUCAAUUAUUUUCCCAAGCAGUAUUUUUUUCUAAUUUUAGAUGAGAAAACAGAACAAUGUUUCUGUUACUCUUCUAUCUUUUUCUACUGGUCUGUCUGCAGUUAUUGGACAGUGCUUCCUGUCUUCUUAGUGUUAGGUAGGAGCCCAAAUUUGCAGAACCUGUAAGAAAGAAAGAAGUUCAUGGGGGAUCAGGGAACUGGGUAGCAUUUCUUUGUCUGCACAAUAAGGGAAGCUUUUAAAACUUCUUGUCUUCAUUGUUGUGGAAAUUUCCCCAUAAUUUUAGGAGGGCAAUAUAACAUAUUUGGGGAAUUAUUAAUUAUACUACUUUUUUUUUUAAAGCUCCUUUCUUUUCCAUUGCCCACUCCCAGAACCUAAAGAUACUAAAUGUACAUUAAGAAAGGACCAGAUUUAUCUAUAUGUCCAUGAGGUAGUGGCUGUUCAUGCAACCAUAUGAAUUUUAUUGCUACUUUGAUUCCAUUCCCAUUAUAUUUUUGCAAUCUAUUUGCAAUGAAAAGAUGAGUUUAAAUGGAGACCCCUGUGGGAGGGAUUAAAAUUAAUUUUUUCUCAUCCAAGACUCUGAAAAGGUGAAUGAUCCCUAUCCUGCUUUUUAACUUUGUUGGGGUUUGUUUGUUUUUUAUUUUUUUACAUACAUACAUACAUACAUACAUACAUACAUAUAUAUAUUUAAAAUAGCAUUUUGCUUAUUGAAGAUUUCGUAUUCUUGUUUUAUUUCACUUCCUAGCAAAAAAGUGGCAGGAAAUUCUACUAUUGUUGUUCUGUGGUUUCUGAUUUUUGGGGUUGUAGAACCACAAAAGAAUCAGGGAGGACUUUAUGUGUUUGAAGUCAGCAACUUGCCUGCCUCUACUCUACAUGAAGAUCUUUAAUUAUUAACAUCAAUUUUGUACAGUGAGAAACUGCCCAAAAUAAAUUCUUUUUUUACAGUAUCUUCUUAUACCAUAUAUUUUUUUCUGAGGUCUUGAGGAAAAAGAAGAGAGUGAUAUCCAAUGACUUUAUUUGGCUAAGUCUAUUUAUCACUGCAAGAAGCUAGCAUAUGUCAGCUAAAGGCAGCUUGAAAUUCCUAGCUACAGUGCCAAACAGUGAAAACAUCUGGUUUGAAUUAAUUUAUAAGAAUAAACUGGUAUGACUUGGAGAGUUGGAAGCGAAAUAAUCUUCUGCUUAUAGCUAAAACUGUUUAGAGAAUUGGCUUUGUGAGGAGGCGGGGUGAAACUGACAUACCCCAAAGUAAUUUUAGGAUUGCAUUGGAAAAGGGCAGAAGCUGGGCUAGGACAGGUCUCAGAUUACAAAGGCUUUGGUACAUGCCAUGUUGCCCACAAUGAUAUUCAGACAAAUGCAAUCUGAUCUGUAGUUUUUAUUUGAACAUUCACUACUGUGCUAUGCAACUCACACAAUGUAUUCGUAAUUAUGCACUUCAGUUAUGUUAAUAAAAAAAAGGGAGAC
Python bivittatus (Burmese python) is the source of this 3346-nucleotide messenger RNA. The record is from RefSeq and is a predicted model, not a curated record. NCBI's taxonomy places the organism in Eukaryota, Metazoa, Chordata, Lepidosauria, Squamata, Pythonidae.